Molecule: messenger RNA, 1050 nt
Organism: Fusarium mangiferae
Lineage: Eukaryota; Fungi; Ascomycota; Sordariomycetes; Hypocreales; Nectriaceae
Exons: 2
Coding region: 1-1050 (349 amino acids)
Source: RefSeq, a predicted model, not a curated record
AUGUCUUCGCCGUGGAAAAAGCACCCAGAAGAUGUCGUCGACAGUGUACUCAAGCGUGCAGAAGUGAGCAAGAUUGCACGACGUUUGCAAAACCGCCUCGCUCUCGCAAAAUUCAAAACCAAGCAUGGCUGGGAAGACCUCACACUCGACUCCAUCGAGCCGAAAGUCGAAGAGGAGAUGCGAAGGAAACGUCUGACCGAACCUACAGAUGUCCUCUCCGACUCAUCAUCAAGCGCAUCCGAUCUCCCAUAUCCGUCCCGAGCCCUCAUGAGCUCUCCCCUCAAAGCGCCCCUGUUUUCCGAUGCGGUAGGCUCCAGCAACGGCAGCACGGGACACCGCAAGCGCACAUACCUCGCCUCCUUUCACGAUGUAUCAUCAAGUCCUAGCAAACGAUUCCGACUUUCCCCUACGGCACACAAGUCCUUUGGCAGUAAUGGUGUAUGGAAGAACUCGCAUCAACUAACACGAUCUUCUCCCCUCAAGCCCAGGCGGCAACAACACUUUACUACCUCAGGUGGACCCGAUGUCUCCUUUUUCCAGCAGCGUCUGAUGAGUCGUGAGCUCACAUCACCCAAUUUUGCUGCACCUUCCGAUGACGAUGAAGAUCUUUUGCCCAUCCACUCAUUCAACCCUACCAAUAUCCGCUCUUCUCCUCCACGCACACCACCUAUGCGCACCAGGUCUGUUAGCAAGCGGAACAAGGGCGAGAACGGUGCAGGGACCAAUGGCAAAACUGGUGAGGAGGGAGCAGAUUUACUUCUCUACCUCGCUGCUUCGCCAUCACCAGCUGUCAGAACUUCAACUCGAACACGAAUGGAGCCCCCAUCAACCCCUCCCCAGAAGAACAAGCAGAUGGAUCUACCUUCUUCAAUGAUGAUGACGCCUGGUGGGGGUAACCUCUUCCCAACCACCCCCAGUCAAGCUUUCGACUUUGCCGAAUUUGUCAAUAUCACACCCAGCCCAGCACAAAAGCCCUUCAAGACACCAAUCUCAAUCACGGCAACUAGGACACCCGUGAGCGGUACUCAAAGGCGACUCACGUUCGACUAA